Messenger RNA from Dermochelys coriacea (leatherback sea turtle), 2095 nucleotides. RefSeq names its product leucine rich repeat containing 70 (gene LRRC70). NCBI's taxonomy places the organism in Eukaryota, Metazoa, Chordata, Testudines, Dermochelyidae. The coding region runs from base 1 to 1926 and encodes 641 amino acids. Gene Ontology annotation, cellular component: extracellular matrix. The transcript has a single exon. Gene Ontology annotation, molecular function: protein binding. The record is from RefSeq and is a predicted model, not a curated record.
AUGACUGGAAAAGCCAAAGACAGGGAUGUGUGUGGACUUCAAAGUUCUGUACCCUGCACAGGAGUAUUUCUCCAUAUCCUAAACUGUUUUCUUUUGUUGCUGCUCCAGAAAGAGGUACUUGGCUGUCCAUCCGUCUGCCAGCUCUGCACUGGGAAACAAGUUAACUGUCGUAACUUAGGUCUUUCAAGCAUUCCAAAGAACUUUCCAAAAAGUACAGUACUUGUAUACCUCAGUGGGAAUAAUAUAUCGCAUGUAAUUCCAAAUGAAUUAACAGGCCUUCAGAAGCUUGCUGUGCUUUAUUUGGAUAAUUCCAGCAUUUCAUAUGUGCAUCCAAAGGCUUUUGUUGAACUUAGUAAACUGUGCUACUUACAUCUAAAUAAUAAUCAUAUAAAACGUUUGGAUCCAGGAAUAUUUGAAGGGCUUUCAGAUCUUCAUUGUUUAUACCUUCAGAAUAAUCAAAUAUCUUUUGUUCCUAGAGGAUUAUUUAGUGGUCUUAUUUCAGUUCGAUACUUAACGCUUGAACGAAAUCGCCUCAGUAUCCUUGGAAGUGGCACUUUCUUGGGAAUGAUUAGUCUUCAAACGCUUAACCUAGCCAACAAUAAGAUUUCACGGAUAUCAGAUACAGCGUUUCAUCACCUUGGAAACCUUGUGUAUUUGUACCUUGAAGGUAAUAAUUUAACACACGUGCCAUCAAAGGCCAUUGGAAUACUUAAAAAUCUAGAAAGACUUUUCUUGUCUCACAACCCUGUUGGGUCAAUACAUCCUUUUGCAUUUAAAGGACUUGACAGGCUUGAAUAUCUAUCUUUAAAAAGUGCAAAAAUAAAAAGCAUUGUCGUGAAUGGAUUUGCUGGAUUAAAUAACCUUAAAAAGUUAAUUUUAAGCCAUAAUGAUUUAGAACAUGUAAAUUCCAACACUUUUACUUUGUUGCAUAAUUUAAUGUACCUGCAACUAGACAAAAAUAAAAUAGUUAGUAUUGGCGAUAAUACAUUUGAAAAAAUGGGAUCUUCUUUGAAGAUUCUAAAUCUAGCAUCUAAUAACCUUACCGAUUUGCAGCCGAAAGUGCUCAAGCCUUUGGUUUCAUUAACUCAUCUACAGGCAAAUAACAACCCUUGGAACUGUAGCUGCACACUGCUUGGGCUACGUAAUUGGCUAGCAUCAUCUUCAAUCUCUGUCAAAAUCCAUUGUCAAAAUCCCUCAAGAUUGCGUGGUAGACCUUUGCAUUAUGUUAAAUGGACCGAAUUUACAAACUGUGCUAUCACUACCACUAAUCCAGAAACCGCUUGGAGUGUAGCAUCUGCAGGUGUCCAUCAUAGCACCACCACUUUAGUGAUGGCAUCGCAUAUGGUAACCAAAUAUGAUACACUUGUACAUUUGGAAAAUGCUGGAACUAGACGUGUUACUUUCUGGGGAAGAGCUCCAACCACAUCUGCCAGUCAAUUUCUUUAUGAAGAAUAUGUUGCUGGGAAUCCAUCAGAAGCAACGACAGUGUUAUCAGUAUUACCAGUGCAAACAGCUGCACAGAUUGUGCCAGUUAACUUGACCAUGGAACAGAAAAAUAUAUUUCCUCCAGAUGCUGCAUCUGUAUCCUUAAAAACAUCUCUAAUCUGUACACAGCAGAUGGAGAAACUGAAUCGGGCAUUUGACAUUUUAUUAGCCUUUUUCAUUUUGGCUUGUGCUGUGAUCCUUUUCCUAAUCUAUAAAAUCGUCCAGUUUAGACAGAAGCUGAAGGUGCUGGGAGACUCGGUGGAAAAAGGAAUAGAGUACUACAGUUUUUAUGAGGCUGGUAGAUACAAUGUAACUGACCCAGUUCAGUCCCUACCUCAAAAUCCAAUGAGAAGUUCAGAAUUGGACCAAAUUAGGCUUAUCAAACGAACAAUGCCUGACAGUCAGGCACAAGUCAUCUUGUUUGAACAUUCAGCAUUGUAACUUACUCAGCUAGACUUUUGAUGUUGAAUCUAUUGUGGUUUGAAAUGUCAAAAAAUCAAGUGUAUUAAAUUAUCUUAAAAAUAGUUGAAAUUUCUCUGUUCAGUUAACUGGUUGAUGGUUUUGUAGAAAAUGCUAUAAUGUGGAAUUGAUAUCAAUUGAUAUCAGAUGC